Molecule: messenger RNA, 1389 nt
Organism: Zygosaccharomyces rouxii
Lineage: Eukaryota; Fungi; Ascomycota; Saccharomycetes; Saccharomycetales; Saccharomycetaceae
Exons: 1
Coding region: 1-1389 (462 amino acids)
Source: RefSeq, a predicted model, not a curated record
AUGAAGGAGUAUCCUGUGAUUACGGUACCAAAGGGACAAUUUAUCGUUAUUGAUGGGUUUCUAGUUAAAUUAGGAGCAGAUGAAAAAGAAUCGAAUGAACUGUUCCUGAGGGACGCUAGAAAUUUACUUACAUUUGAAGGGUGGAAUAUUCUUAGAAAUUCAUACUAUCCAAAUGCACUGAUCAAAUUAAAAGAGAUAAGAUCUAAUUUCUAUUUGACUGAUAAUCAAUCGUUUUUAAAUUUAAUGAAAACUAAGAUAUCAGUAAUUUUCAUAAAGAACCAAGGUAGAUUUUACUGUCGACGGGUCGAUUCUAAUAAAUCAACACAUGAAGCACUCAGUAUAAAAGUUGGAGACAAGAGUCAAAGGAUAAAAUUCAUUGUUUUUGACAAACCAACCAAUAAGCUGGACUAUUCCACAGAUGAGCUAUACUUUCAACAAAAACAAGAUUUAGAGGAGAUUAAACCUAUUUUAUCCAAAAAUGCUCCUCCAAUGGUCGAAGUGGAUAACGAGAAUGCCAUCUUAAACAAUGUGAUUUUUGUAUCAGAGAACAAAUUGAACAAACUUAAGCGUUACCCCAUAAGAAGAGCUCAUUUACGCAAGAUUGAAAGACAAGAAAGUGAAAAAAGAUUAGCAACCCUAUGGGAACUAAAGGAGAGACUCUUGAGCAUUUGCUUCGAAAGCUGCUUUUGGCAGUUGGAAAGGUUGAAGUCGAAAUGCCAUCGUAAAGAUUUACAAAGUAAAUUUGAAGAUUGUAAGGAUCAGAUAAGAACUAAUUUAUUAGACAUUAACGAUGCAUAUUUUCCUUUACUCAUACGAGAGUGGUUUGCAACGUUCCCUCGGUUGGCAAACAUUAAUGAAAAUUACGGUAUCGUGGACAGAUUUGUGAUUAAUUUACCCACAAAAUGCAUAGUUGAUCCUGAAACUAUAGAAUGGUCUUUAGAGGAAAGAGAAUUUUUACAAAGUAAAAAUCUUAUGGAUUGGAACACGCUUAAACUCUCAAAAGGACCAAUUCCCAUCCGUAAUACCGUGCUAUUUGAACACGUCAAUUGGGAAACGAAGAGAUUUUUAAAAGAUUUCCAUGGCCAUAUAACUGUAUCCGAUGAUAGUAAUGUCAGUUCCCCAGACUCUAACUCGAUCAUAACUCGAUGCAUACUUAUCAAUCUCAAAGGAUUUGGUAUCAGAUACCUCUAUGAAAGCGUCGAUGAUAAAAGUGCCUUUUAUACACCUCAACUCCCACCUCAAAGUUUCAAACCCCCGAAAGACGUUGGUGAUAGAAAACACAACAAGCUUAUGAGAAACCUAAGCUUCUUCGUAAGCUACGGCGGUUUACGAACGUUAUACAUCAAAACCUUUGAACAGUUCAGGUCUAUGCACUCCAAAAAUCGCUAA